This is a messenger RNA of Triticum dicoccoides, 555 nucleotides long. Its product is annotated as RING-H2 finger protein ATL46-like. Bases 1 to 555 code for a protein of 184 amino acids. Lineage: Eukaryota; Viridiplantae; Streptophyta; Magnoliopsida; Poales; Poaceae. The transcript has a single exon. The record is from RefSeq and is a predicted model, not a curated record.
AUGGAGUUUGCUCCUCCGCCACCGUGGCAUUAUAAUUUAGACCCACCGUCGUAUGAAUUCCCGGCGAUACGUCCCUGGUAUCCGCCACCGCCUCCGCCAUCUUCAGAUGAUGAAUGGAAAGUCACGGUAUCGCUCGUCGUCUUCUUCGCAGUCUGCAUUCUCGGAGUCGCUUUAAAGGGUUGCCGCAGCACGCAAUCUCACGCUGAGGCAGAGGCAGCCGCUGCCGCCCGGCCGCUACCGCGGCUGGAAUCCCUCCGGCAACUCGAUGAGGUGCAGCUGGCCGUGGUCCGCCCUACAAACCCGACGGCCCGCCUCCCGGCGUUCAAGUACAACCAGUCCGUGAAGCACAACAUGACGGGUGGAGGAGAGGAAGCGGCUACGUGCUCGGUGUGCCUCGGCGUGUUCCAGCCAGGGGAGGCGGUGCGGCUGUUGCCGGCGUGCAUGCACCUGUACCACGUGGAGUGCAUCGACCCGUGGCUGGACGCGCACUCAACGUGCCCACUCUGCCGCUCGGACGCCGACCCCAUGGACGGCGCUAGGCUACCUCCCGUUUAA